AUGAUACGAGAUGAAGGAAUGAUUUUUGCAUCACGGGGAGCAUUAGAUCGAGGCAAUUUCAAAACGCAAGAACAAAUUGAAGCCAUGGAGACGGCUGGCGAGAUAGGAAGAUCACCUAUUGGACCGCUCAAAGCUAAUGAACGACGCGUUGAAAGUAAGUUUAAUAAAGAAGAAAUCAACCGCACAUGUGAUUUCAAACUUGGCUAUCUGUUUGAUUGUAUGGAUAGGUAUCCAAGUAAAAAAUGGCUCAUAGAAGCGACUGGUAACUAUGAUUGGGCGGAAUUGCCUGAAAGUAUCGAUGCAAGUUAA
Adineta ricciae is the source of this 309-nucleotide messenger RNA. The record is from the annotation of a GenBank genome assembly. NCBI's taxonomy places the organism in Eukaryota, Metazoa, Rotifera, Eurotatoria, Adinetida, Adinetidae.